AUGAUACCAGAAAAGCCCCUCCCCUGCUCAGACGAGUUCGCCUCGCCAGAGGCAUACGUCGAAGAGCUUCUCGAGUUCGCGACAUCCACAGACAUCUUCCAGAUCCUCUGCGGCGGCGUCCACGUCCUCGACUUCUUCACCAACGAGUCGGGCCUCUUCUCCCAGAUCCUGCCGCCGGAAUGGCAGCCUUUCCUCCUCUCCUACGGCACCGACGCCCUGCUGGACCUGCUCAUGAGGGAUGACCUCGAUAACCUGCCCCUGGACAACAUGUCCCUACCCCCGCCCGAGAGUUUUCUCACCUACAUCCGCAGCGUGCGCCGGCUCUCCCUCCGCCGGACCUUCUCCCCGGCCUCCGCGUCCGAGAGCAAGCCGCCGCCAAAGCUCUCCCGCUCCGUGGCCGUCGGCAUGAAGCCGAAAAAGGUGCACGAGGUCGCCCAUUUCGCGCGCUACGUCGACGCCCUCGCCGGCUCCAUCGCCUCCCGCUGGGGUAAAGAGACGACGCACUUUGUGGACUUUGGCAGCGGGCAAAACUACCUCGGCCGCACUUUGGCGCUGCCCCCCUAUAACCGCCACGUCGUCGCCGUCGAGGGCCGCGAGCAUAAUAUCGACGGCGCGAGGGGGCUCGACGUUCUCUCCGGCCUGGCGAGCAAAGAAGUCGUGAUGCGCAACAAGAAGCUCUGGCUGCAGAUGCAGGCCGACAGGCUCGGCACCGACGCCGUCAAGAAGGCGGCGCCGGCGAAACCGUCGCCCGAUUCAGCGGCUGAGGACUUUGACUUCCGUCCCAUCAAGGAGCUCGAGCCGCGCUACAACCGCGCGCUGGGUAAAGGUUCCGUCUCGUACGUGGUCGGCAGGCUGGAGAGCGGCGACCUGACCGAGGUCAUCGGGCGCAUCGAAAAGGAGGUCCUCCCGGAGGAGUCGGGCCAGGACCUCAAGAUGAUGGCCGUGUCGAUCCACUCGUGCGGCAACCUUUCGCACUUCGGCAUCCGCUCUCUCGUCAUGAACCCGGCCAUUCACUCCGUCGCCAUCGUGGGUUGCUGCUACAACCUCCUCACGGAGAAGCUCGGCCCGCCGACGUACAAGUUAGCCGGAUAUGCCCGACCCAGUCUACAAGCACUCAACGGCCGCGUCGUGCGCGAGUCGGCGCGGCGCGAUCCGGAGGGCUUCCCGCUCAGCGAGACGCUGUCAGGCUACAAGGGCCGUGGCGUACGAAUGAACAUCACGGCGCGGAUGAUGGCGUGCCAGGCGCCGCAGAACUGGACGCAGCCCGAGAGCGACGACUUCUUCACGCGCCACCUGUUUCGGGCGGUCCUGCAAAAGAUCUUUCUCGACCGCGGCGUUAUCUCAAAGGUCUACCACCGUGAAUCUGCUGCUGCCGACGCCAACACGGGCACGGAACCAGACCAGACGGAAGAGGAGAAGGAAUCCCCCUUUAACACGAGCACGAACCCCGUCAUCAUCGGCUCCCUCCGCAAAGCGUGCUACAAGUCUCUCAAGGACUACGUCCGUGGCGCCGUUGCCAAACUGACGACGAACCGCGAGUACAGCCAGUACAGCGAAGUCAUCCGCGACAAGAUGGCCGGCAUGACGGACGAGGAGAUUGAGUGGUACGAGAAGGCGUACGCGUCCCGCAAGAAGGAGGUCGCGGCCGUGUGGAGCCUCAUGGCCUUUAGCGCGUGCGUCGUCGAGUCGCUCAUCGUCACGGACCGCUGGCUCUUUCUCAAAGAGCACGACGAGGUCGUCCGGGAUUGCUGGGUCGAGACGGUGUUUGACUACGCCGAGAGCCCAAGGAAUUUGGUGGUCGUGGGCAUCAAGAAAUAA
Colletotrichum orchidophilum is the source of this 1818-nucleotide messenger RNA. RefSeq lists its product as uncharacterized. The record is from RefSeq and is a predicted model, not a curated record. Bases 1 to 1818 code for a protein of 605 amino acids. Lineage: Eukaryota; Fungi; Ascomycota; Sordariomycetes; Glomerellales; Glomerellaceae. The transcript has a single exon.